Molecule: messenger RNA, 2705 nt
Organism: Ceratina calcarata
Lineage: Eukaryota; Metazoa; Arthropoda; Insecta; Hymenoptera; Apidae
Gene: meng
Product: serine/threonine-protein kinase meng-po
Exons: 2
Coding region: 245-1408 (387 amino acids)
Biological process (GO): protein phosphorylation
Molecular function (GO): ATP binding; protein serine/threonine kinase activity
Source: RefSeq, a predicted model, not a curated record
GUACGCGCAUUGCUGAAAAUGUGAUCGCAUUGAGUACAGUUUUACGUUCCAUCGUUCGACAGUUUCAUUGCGAGAUCAAUUAAUUCAGUGCUUCACGUAUCGCGACACGUCGUCGCAGCGAAAAUGUAACUGAGAGGAGUCUGAACACAGUUUGUGACAAGUUACACCGUCAAAAUCUCGCCGUGAACCGUAUCCCAUCUGUGCGCUAGGAUUCGUACCUACCGGAAGGACGAUUAUCGCCGUGAUGAAACUUCACGAGAAAAAGGAGUCCGGUAUUCACAGAGUGCAGGAGGUUCCACUGGAGGAGUUGGACCUCUCCAAGGAGUACGAAGUGGAGAAGACUCUCGGCGAGGGUAGUUUCGCGAAAGUUUUAUUAGCGACUCAUCGCGCGACGCGAACGAGGGUCGUCCUGAAGGCCGUUCAUCAGGAGUUAACGACGGAGAAGGACUUUUUCCGCGAGUUUCACUACUCGUACCACUUGAGCCCGCACCCGAGCAUCCUGUGCUCGUACGCGGUCGCGUUCAAAGCCGAGAAGUGUUUCGUUUUCGCGCAGGAAUACGCGCCGUACGGCGAUCUCGCGGGCAACGUGAGAGCCGGAGGCAUCAGCGAAGACGCGUGCAAAAGGAUCGCGAGUCAGCUAUGUUCCGCGCUCGACUUUAUUCACUCCAAACAGCUGGUUCACAGGGACAUCAAACUGGAAAACGUGCUCGUAUUCUCGUUGGACAUGUCCAAGAUCACGCUGUGCGAUUUUGGGUGCACCAGGCGCGAGGGCACUUUGGUGAACAAGAUCCGAUGCACUUGGUUACCGUUCGAACCACCAGAGAUCUAUGAGAUGGUGAAGAACGAGAGGUACCCGUGCAAAAGGAGCGCCGACUGCUGGCAAUUCGGCAUCGUCCUGUUCGUUUGCCUAACGGGGAAUCCUCCGUGGCAAACCGCCGACCUGAUUCAAGACCCAGAUUAUUCGGCAUUCCAAAGGUGGUUGAAGAGAAGGACCACGAAAGUCCCUCCUAAUUUCAGGCGAUUCACGCCUAGGUUGCUCAGAUACUUCAGGCGGACGUUCGAGCAUAAGCCCGAGAAGAGGCCGCACGUAACGGAGAUCAAUAAGUAUUUAAAGGACUCGUGGUGCGUGAACAAGAUAAGUCACAGCGCCAGUUCGACGCUGGUCGACGCUAACGAGAGCAUAGCAAGGAGAGGAGACAGUUUGCUCUAUCUGGACACGGUUCUCGACGAUCAGAGGAACGUGGACGAGAACAAGAACAAGCUGAGGAAGCUGUUGAACAGUUACGGCCUCGAGACGACGAUCGAUCAGAAAGUCGUCACCAAGAGGAUUUGGGAGUGGGUGAUGCAAUGUGAUUCCAACAUCGCGGAACCGGCUUUCCCCGGCAGCCUCGGUACGGAAAGCAUGUGAGGGAUGGUCAGGGCUUCUAGCGAACCUUGCCUGAGAAGCGAUCGCCGCGUACGGAAGUACAGUUUCGGUGGUUUUGACGCCACGCGCGAGGAACGCGCUCCGUCGCUGAGAUGUGCCAAUGUGACGGCGUUCGAGAGGACGGCGUCGGCCCGACACUUCCACUAGGGGACGACGCCCUCGCGUCGAGUCCUCGGACGGUGACCGGACACGAACGUAAAAACGUCUGAUAAUCCCUCCUAUCAUCUUCCUCAUCCCCUUCUUUUUCAGUCUCAACCACCCACACGCAUCUCUUUCUUUUUUCUCUUCAAUCUCCUCUACAAGCGGACCAAUUAUCGAACGCGUAUGCGCGUACGUGCAUACACGUACUCUCUUUCUCUUAUAUGUAUAUACAUUAUCGCACGAGCAUCUUUCGUACAUUUCCUUUUACGACACACAGCUUCGUGACGGGAAUCGCCUAAAGGGACUGUUAACGAAAAUGACAGGCGGUUCCCCACCAUUUUCCAUGAAUACGAAACGAAUGUGAUAAAAACCAAAUAAAGAACUCGUUAAGACUGCAGCGUGCAGGCGGUCGGUGUAUUCGUUGUCGACUAAUUAGAGACAAUAAUGACUGCGGAUUUCCUAGUAAUUUAUUACGUUAUAUGAUAAUCAGGCUGCGGAUUUUUAUGCAAACAUCAAUGCCAGUUAAUUAACCGAAUACGGAUUGAAAUUUAUUUUAUCGUUUAACCAUUCGCUUCUGAUGUUUUGUAUAUUUUUAUUCACAGCGUACAACGUUUAUUAUUUUUGUAUGAACGCGUAAAAUCUGCAGUCUACUGAUAAUUAUAUUAUAAAAUUAACGAACGAUAACCGGUAGGAGUCACUGUACGAGGCCUUUCGUAAAAAUCGACGGGUCCGUCCCGCUUGUACAAAGGCAGAACGGAUCUCUGAGAAAACCUCGAACAGAGGUUCAGGCGGUAUAAUAGUGUCGUUAAGCGAUAGAGCAUAAACAUAGCGUGCAUAUAUUCUUCUAGCAAUUUAUCGGUAGAAGAUUGGUGGUGCAUACACAAUAAGGUAGAGCUAUCUUACCAGAAAACAGCAGGCUAUAUACAAUACAUAUACAUACGUAACACUGUUCUUCCCCUACGUGAACAUUUGUAAAUUAGCGAACACGUAGAGAAGUAACGAGUUAAGAAUUAUUAAUAAUGGACGUAAACGAAAGGGAAGAAUUGUGCGACAUCAAAUCGCGUUGGGCCUUCGUUAACGCGAAGCAAUGUUUUCUAUACGUAUAAACGAUAUCGAAAUAAAUGUAUUAAAUAUGAAA